Messenger RNA from Osmerus eperlanus (European smelt), 2768 nucleotides. It is a transcript of the gene caprin1b, whose product is annotated as cell cycle associated protein 1b. The coding region runs from base 178 to 2265 and encodes 695 amino acids. Lineage: Eukaryota; Metazoa; Chordata; Actinopteri; Osmeriformes; Osmeridae. Gene Ontology annotation, cellular component: cytoplasm. The record is from RefSeq and is a predicted model, not a curated record. The transcript is spliced from 18 exons. Gene Ontology annotation, molecular function: RNA binding.
CUUCUCCUUUAUAAAGAGUUUAUUAGCCUACGAAAUCAGUCUCAGUUGUCGGUGAGGCCGGCGGGGCGGAUCCCUAAGAAAUUUAAAGAGCAAGAAAGCAACACAAUAAAGGUAUCUGGUUAUCCUGCUUGUCUCUCGAACAAGUUCCCCUGCGGAUACAUAGAUAUUAAAAUAAAGAUGCCCUCAGCAAUGAAUGGCAACAGGACAAUGCAGUCCGCCAGCCCGGAAGUUGGAUCUGCACCUGGAUCGAUGGGUCAGAUUACCCUUGGGGGGCAGACAUCUGGGGCUCAGACCGAAGCCAUGAAGCAGGUGCUGGGUGUGAUUGAAAAAAAGGUUCGCAACAUGGAGAAGAAAAAGGGCAAACUGGAUGAUUAUCAGGCCAAGAAGAAUAAAGGGGAGCGUCUCAAUCAGGACCAGCUGGAGGCCCUGUCUAAAUUCCAGGAAGUGACCAAUAACUUGGAAUUUGCCAGAGAGUUGCAGAAGAGCUUCCUUACUCUGGGACAAGAUAUCCAGAAAGCCGUGAAGAAGGCCGCCCGGAGGGAGCAGCUGCAGAGAGGGGAGGCUGAGCAGAGGAGGUUGAAGAGUGUCCUGGAGCUGCAGUUCCUGCUGGACCGUCUGGGAGAGGCGUCUGUGAGGCAGGAGCUGAGGCAGGGCAGCGGAGGGGCUUCAAUCCUCGCAGACACCGAACUCGCUGCCCUCGAUGAGUUCUACAAACUCGUUGGGCCAGAACGCGACCAAAACACCAGGUUGACUGACCAGUACGAAGGGGCUUCUCUACACCUUUGGGAGCUGUUGGAGGGAAAGGACAGGACUGUGGCAGGAACAACAUACAAAGCUCUGAAAGAGAGCUUGGACAGAGUGGUGCUAAGUGGGUACUUUAACCGAUCCCAGUCCCACCAGAACGGGGUGUGCACCGAGGAGGAUCCGGAGGUGGAGGUGGAGGUGGAGGAGGUGGAGGAGGAGGAGGUGGAGGAGGAGGAGGCCGAGGAGCAGUUCGCCCAUCCAGAGGCGGAAGUGGUAGAGGACUACACGGAGCCCAUCGAGGUGGAAGCGACGGAGUUUGUAAACAGACAGUUCAUUCCAGACGGCACAUACAGCGGCAGCGAGCAGGAUCAGGGAGAUGAGUGGACCAUAGAAGCAGAGGUGGCAGGUGCGAUGCAGACCGUACAGUUAGCCCCUCCCCACGCGGAGCUGGAAACCCACCCGCUGUCUGCCGCCACCCCAUCCCCCCCGGCGGACCCAGUUGUCAGGAAGCAGGCGGUUCAAGACCUGAUGGCACAGAUGCAGGGACCCUACGACUUCAUGCAGGAUUCCAUGCUCGAGUUUGACGGACAGCCCAUCGACCCAGCCAUCGUGUCAGCUCAGCCGAUGAAGCCGGGCCAGAACAUGGACCUGGCUCAGAUGGUGUGCUCCCCUGUACACCCUGACUCGCGUCUGUCCCAACCCAACCCCGUUACUGUACAGCCUGAACCCACGCAAGUCCCCAUGGUCUCCCCCACGCCUGAGGCCUACUCCACCCCACCCCCCAUGUUCCAGCCCUCACACACGCCAGACCCUCGGCCACCCACAGACUCCAUCAACCCCAUCCAGGCCUCCCUGUCGUCAGAUCAGCCCCCUCCCUCCUCCACGUUCCCCCCCACCUCUCAGACACAGAUCUUCCAGCCUGUCUGCAAGUCCCCCCACACAAGCGGCAUCAACGUCAAUGCAGCGCCAUUCCAGUCCAUGCAGACAGUGUUCAACCUCAACGCCCCCGUCCCACCAGCGAAUGAGACAGAAGCAUUGAACCAGGCCAGCCAAUACCAGAACAACUACAGCCAGGGCUUCAGCAGCCAAUCACAGCUAUCUGCAGAGCAGACUGAGAUGCAGUCGGAACCACUGCAGUCUGUAGGUGCCUUCCACUCGCAGGACCAGUCCCUGCCCAGCUCUGGACACCAGCAGGCCUCCCAGCAGGGCCCAGGUUUUGGCCGGCAGCCACAGGCCUUCUACAACAGCAGGGGCAUGUCCCGCGGUGGGCCCCGCAACGCCCGGGGCAUGGUCAACGGCUACAGGGGAUCAUCCAACGGCUUCAGAGGUGGAUAUGAUGGUUACCGCCCUCCUUUUGCGAACACUCCAAACUCUGGAUAUGGACAAGCCCAGUUCAGCACACCUCGGGACUAUUCCAACAGUAACUACCAGCGGGAUGGUUAUCAACCGAACUACAAGCGAGGAUCGGGCCAGGGACCCCGAGGAGUACCCAGAGGAAACGCCCAGGCCGUGCGAUCCUGAUAAGACUGGUGUUCGUGACUGACCCUCGCUGACCGACUGAACCUGCGCCACACUUAACCUUCAGAGAAUCGAGAAUGCAUUUGUCCCCAGCUCACACUUUCUUUUUUUGUUUCUCAUCAGCGGUAUUCCCAGGCUUUUUGAUCAAAGUAUGCCUGCUUUGAUAUUUGAAAAUAUUAAAUGUUUUAAUGAUUCUAAUUAUGAGCCAAGCUGUAAAUCCUUAAUGUCACAGUUUUAAGCAAGCCUGUGUUUGAAACAAAUAUUCCUGUAAACUUGAAAGAUUUCAUUAAUUUAUUUUUUGUAUAAAAUAAAACACAAAAAUACCUGCCACUGCUGGUCCAUUCCCCGGGAGUUUUUAUUUUGUUUUUGCAGCGCAGCCCCCUUUUUUAAACAUGACGUUAUUUGGUUCUAAAAGCGUUUUUUGUUUUAGUUCUUACGAAGCUCCCAAUUUUUACGUUUGUAAAUUGAUGUUGCUUCAAUAGUUUCAAUAAAGAUGUGUUGCAUUA